AUGGAGGAAACGAGCCGAGUCUCAGCAGGCGCUGAGCUCGUGCACACCGUGGAGAUUGGAGCAGCAGGCCGACAAGGUGCCUGGAGACGACCGCUUUUUGAGGAACUCGCAAGCGUGCACGAGCGAUCAGCACUUUACGGCCAGUACUUCGCCAAAAGCGGGGUGAAGGAGCUGGAUGUGGCCCUCGGCGGUGGCCUGCGUCCUGGCCAGUACAUAGAGCUGCGGGGCCGAAGCGGGACUGGCAAGAGCCUGCUCUGCAACUCUGUUCUCUCGCGAAAUAUUCACACUUUCCGAAUCGUAUACUUGGAUAGUGAAAAUAAUCAUCAGUGCGUGGAUCUGGUUCAAACGAGGUUGCCACAAAUCUCAUCAAGUUCGUAUUAUCAGCUUUUCCCCGUUUUUUGUAUAGAGGACGUGCUAGACGUACUGCGCCAGACGGAGGCUGAAGAGGAGCGUCGACUUUGUCACUUUACAAUGCAUGAGCACAGCGGCACUAGUUUGCAACCCCUGCUGCUGAUCUUUGACGCUGUCAGUGGUUUCGUUGCCGCCGCAACAGGCACUGAUCCCGACCCGCUGAUUGAGACUGGGCUACGGCUGCGCUCCCUGGCUUGCAUCUACAAUGCAAUUGUUCUCGUCUCGAAUAGUAUGCCAAUAAUGCCAUGGAUUUCUCGAUGUGCACCAAUGCCACCGUGCGGCAUUAUUAUUGAAACUGGGCCAGCACUUAGGGUGAAUACCGGCAACGAACCAAUUGUAGUGGGUAGCCUGCGCGGGCCUCAGCCAACUUGCGGUGCACAACGCAGGGAAGUCUCUCUACAUAUGUUGGAACACAAUGGAAAGGAUCAAGACAGCUAA
Molecule: messenger RNA, 849 nt
Organism: Cyanidioschyzon merolae strain 10D
Lineage: Eukaryota; Rhodophyta; Bangiophyceae; Cyanidiales; Cyanidiaceae
Exons: 1
Coding region: 1-849 (282 amino acids)
Biological process (GO): telomere maintenance; DNA strand invasion; reciprocal meiotic recombination
Cellular component (GO): replication fork; Rad51B-Rad51C-Rad51D-XRCC2 complex; centrosome
Molecular function (GO): single-stranded DNA binding; ATP-dependent activity, acting on DNA; four-way junction DNA binding
Source: RefSeq, a predicted model, not a curated record